GGUGCGCCCAAGCGGGAGAAGGACCCUAAGAAGCGUGUGGUGAUUACUGGAAUGGGGCUUGUCUCUGUGUUCGGCAGCGACGUGGAUGCUUACUAUGACAGGCUGCUUUGUGGUGAGAGCGGCAUCACUCUCAUCGACCGGUUUGAUGCUUCCAAAUUCCCUACACGCUUCGGUGGACAGAUCCGGGGAUUCUCUUCGGAGGGCUACGUUGACCCCAAGAAUGAUAAACGGCUUGACGAUUGCUGUCGCUUCUGCGUUGUUGCUGGCAAGAGGGCGCUCGAGGAUGCUAACCUCGGUGGAUAUCAGCGCUCUAAGAUCAACAUGGUGCGUGCUGGUGUGCUUAUUGGAACAGGGUUUGGUGGUCUUACCGUCUUUUCUAACGGUGUUCGGACAUUGUUAGAGAGAGGUCAUAGGAAGAUAACCCCUUUUUUCGUUCCUUAUACCAUUUCAAAUAUGGGGUCUGCCUUGCUUGCCAUCGAUGUUGGUUUCAUGGGUCCCAUUUAUUCUAUAUCCGCGGCUUGUGCCACCUCUAACUAUUGCUUCUAUGCUGCUGCUAAUCACAUCCGUCGAGGAGAGGCUGAUGUGAUGCUUGCGGGUGGAGUGGAAGUUAGCAUGAUUCCUAUAGCAUUGGGGGGUUGUUAA
Messenger RNA from Cucurbita moschata (crookneck pumpkin), 642 nucleotides. Its product is annotated as 3-oxoacyl-[acyl-carrier-protein] synthase I, chloroplastic-like. The transcript has 2 exons. The annotation marks the transcript as partial. Lineage: Eukaryota; Viridiplantae; Streptophyta; Magnoliopsida; Cucurbitales; Cucurbitaceae. Gene Ontology annotation, biological process: fatty acid biosynthetic process. Gene Ontology annotation, molecular function: 3-oxoacyl-[acyl-carrier-protein] synthase activity. The record is from RefSeq and is a predicted model, not a curated record.